AUGAGCUCAAUUGCAGUCUUGGGUGGAAACGGAUUUUUGGGGCGUAAAAUAUGUGAGAUUGGGGUGCGUCAAGGUUGGUCAGUCACUUCGCUUUCGAGGUCAGGAGCUGCCCCAAAGGCAUUGUCUCACAUGGACAACUCAUGGAUUUCUAAAGUGAAUUGGGAGAAAGCAAACCUUUUGGAACCUGAAUCGUAUAGAGAAAAGCUAGCUGGCAAAACAGCGGUUGUGCAUUCAGUUGGUAUACUUUUUGAAGACCUGGACUACAAGUCUAGUAUCAAUCUGAAUUUUAGUUUUUUGAAUGAUGUACAAAAAUUGGCGAAUUCUCUAAAGGGGUCAAAUCCCAUGGCCAGAAAACCUUCGAAUACAUAUGGGGCUAUACAAAGGGAUCUGGCUGUUAUUCUCGCCGACUCGUUUUUGGAUGUCAGUCAGAAGGAAGGGGCAAGUGAAAAAAUUCCCGCAUUUGUAUAUAUUUCUGCGGAUGCGAAGCCUCCUAUCGUGCCUGACGAGUACCUUUCUACAAAGAGAGAAGCAGAGUUUGAACUUUCAUGCAAAAAAGGCCUCCGUGCAAUUUUUAUGAGACCCAAUUUCAUGUAUGAUGCGAAUGAGCCAGUCAUGAACAACAGAAAGAUCUUAAGCAGAUUCAUUGAUUUGGGUUACAAUGUCAAAAACAUACUUUUCUCAGACAAAAUUGCACCAUUGAAUGAUCUUAUACGGCCACCAGUAAGUACUGAAACCGUGGCUUUGAAGUUAUACGAGAAGCUUGGGGACGCAAACUUUCAAGGGGUGGUUAGCUUGGAAGAAAUAUUAAAAAAGAGUAGUUAA
Metschnikowia bicuspidata var. bicuspidata NRRL YB-4993 is the source of this 822-nucleotide messenger RNA. RefSeq names its product ubiquinone biosynthesis protein. The record is from RefSeq and is a predicted model, not a curated record. Bases 1 to 822 code for a protein of 273 amino acids. The transcript has a single exon. Gene Ontology annotation, cellular component: mitochondrion. NCBI's taxonomy places the organism in Eukaryota, Fungi, Ascomycota, Pichiomycetes, Serinales, Metschnikowiaceae. Gene Ontology annotation, molecular function: protein-containing complex binding.